GAAAAGGGAGAGACUCGAGGGAAGGAUCUUUUUUCUUUCAUCUUUACAUAAAAGCAAAAUGCACUCUCCUUCCACCGCAGCCUGGCAGCAGCGUUCAUUCUGUGCCCGACAGUCAGGAGGCACCGAACCCAGCACAGCUCGGGUGUGAAAUUUUCCAAGGAAGAGCUAACAAAAGUAGCAUUUGCUCCUUUAAGGCUGAACUAAGCAGAGCUGGGGGCGUGUGUCGAGCCGUUAAAAUUAGCCUCCCAGCUCCAGAGCAAUCACAAGUGGUAAAGCGGGAACUGCGGUAAGGGAUCCAUCCUCCACAGUCACCUGCAGUGUGUGUGUCAGAUCAGAAGCAGCAGCCUGGGGAUAGGCAGCAGCACAGGAGCAGGUUGACCUGUGAUCUUUGAUUACAGCCCAGAUUCCACUGUACCUGAGCGCUACAAUGAGGUUGACAGGGCUGAUCCGGAUAGCGACUGUGAUGUUCUCACUGGGCACCACCUGGCUCUUUGUACAGACGUACUUCAACACCGGCUGGAAGGUCGUCAGUCUGCGGAGCUGGCUGGGUGCCGGCCCCGACCUGCCCAAGACCCAACCCCCACGAAACAAGUGUGGUAACCAAAAAAGUUGUCCCGAAAACUCAUUUGCCUUUAAAGUCAUGAGUGGAGCAGCCAAUGUUGUUGGGCCUUCGAUGUGCUUUGAAAAUACGAUUAUCAUGAGUGGCGUGAAGAGCAACGUUGGCAGAGGGUUAAACAUCGCACUAGUAAACGGAACAAAUGGCCAGCUCAUGAAAACCGACGUCUUCGACAUGUAUUCUGGAGAUAUCAAUCUGUUACUGGACUUCCUGAAAGCAAUCCAAAGUGGCACUAUAGUGAUAGUUGCCUCCUACGAUGAUCCAGCAACAAAGCUGAACGAUGAAGCACGGACGUUACUCACCAACCUGGGAAGUAGCCACGCGAGCAAGCUGGCCUUCCGAGACAACUGGACUUUCGUGGGUGCAAAAGGGCUCAAGGAUAAAAGCCCCUAUGAACAGCACUUAAAAAAUGAAGCGGCAAAAAACAAAUAUGACGGCUGGCCGGAAGUUCUGGAAAUGGAAGGCUGUCUCCCAAAGAAGAUGGAUUAAUAGUGUGCUGAAGUCAGAACAACGCCCACAUCCAGCCUUAUUUAACAAUACGUUCCUGUUUGGCUGGAAGACGGCAUUUCCAGCUGAAUCCAGCAUAUGAACUGAUCCCAGCUCCGUGACAGCACAAGCCAACUGGCUGUUUUCAAAUCACCAGCCAACUUAUAAGGGUGUCUAAACACUGCUUUAAAACCAUGUAGGCUAUGGUAUACUACACCGGCAAUGAAGUCACAGCAAAUGUCUAAUCUUCCAGCAUGCUGCUUUAUUAUAUUAAUAUGGCACAUGUUGAGGUGAAGGCAGCAGUCUCAAUACCAGGCAUUUAAUUUUUCUGUCUGUCUCAAAACAAUAAGUGCCCCAAUAACCCCACUUGGGAAGAAAUUGCAUCAGCUUCUGCUUCUUGAGUUGUUAAAAGUGAUGUUCCCAGUUAAAUCCUCCCACAUUGUUGCCAAGAAAAGAGAUCAGCAGGCAGGGGGCUUCUCAGCCUGGCUGACAAAGGCAGAACAAAAUCCAGUGGCUGGAAGUUGAGGUUAGAUCAAUUCAACCUUGAAAUAAGAUGCCAUUUCCUAGCAAGACGAAGGAUUAAACAUCGGAACAGCUUGCUGGGGAGGUGGUGCGCUCGCUGUCACUUGGAGUCUUUGAGACAAGCUUUUAUAUCUUUUUUAAGUAUACACUUUAACCCAGCUUCUAGGAGAAAUUCUAAAGCCUUUGGGGGGCGUGGGAGGGGUGGAUGUCAUGGUGGCCUUGGAAUGUGGGAAUCUAUGACUCCCCCUGUUCGUUCCCCUCCUUCAUGGGCCACGGGGAGGCCAGGAAGCCCUGCUCUGCCCUCAGCAUGCUUGUA
Molecule: messenger RNA, 1940 nt
Organism: Caretta caretta (loggerhead turtle)
Lineage: Eukaryota; Metazoa; Chordata; Testudines; Cheloniidae
Gene: FAM3D
Product: FAM3 metabolism regulating signaling molecule D
Source: RefSeq, a predicted model, not a curated record